AUGUUUCGUACCGCCGGCGAAGACACUGGGAGAACUCCCAAGUAUGAUGCCCCACCGUAUGAUCCCUCUGUCUGGGAAGGAAAGGACUGUGCCUUUAUAAGUACAUUGAAAGAUGUCUAUCAUGAUCAACAACGAAUGGAACGACAGUUACGAUCAGAAGCCAUUGCACAGGAUCUUGCUAGUCGACCGUUAUUCUCUCCUUCACAUACUCAACGUGGAAGUCGUUCAUCCACAUUGUGGGGUAGAUUAUUGGCGAAACUCUUUCCUCGCUAUUAUGCACGAAAAGAAAUGGCAGAUAUGUCCUUUGCUUAUAUGAAUAAUGAUGAGCUUGUCACCCGCAUGCACUUUGCUCUUCAGACUGGAGACACAGAACUCUCAGCUCUUAUUGCACGAGAAUUAGCCCGUCGUCGGGCACGUAUUUAUGAAAAGGAAGAAGAAGGAAAUAUAAAUAUUAAUGGAAGAAGUUCAGGAAGGGUAGGAGAUCGGUUUACAAUGGAUUCCAAACCACAGAGUAGAUUUAGUGGCGGGGAUGUUCGCUUCAGUGGUUCAGUUCCUCGCAGGAGUACUGUAUUUUCAGCGGAUUCAUCAUUUGUGGUGCCGGAGGUUUUGCUGCAGCAGCGAACAAGUGUAGGUGGAGGUACAAGAUUCUUUUAG
Messenger RNA from Trypanosoma theileri, 654 nucleotides. RefSeq lists its product as uncharacterized. The coding region runs from base 1 to 654 and encodes 217 amino acids. The transcript has a single exon. The record is from RefSeq and is a predicted model, not a curated record. NCBI's taxonomy places the organism in Eukaryota, Euglenozoa, Kinetoplastea, Trypanosomatida, Trypanosomatidae.